UCCGGGAGUGCGGGAGGCUGUGGUAAAGGGAGGUGGCGGCAGCGGCUAGCGGACUCGAGUCCCCACCGGGUCGAGGCAGGCAUCUCUGUGGAGCGAGGCAGUAGGUGCCCUGAGCACCGGAGGCGGCACCGGGAUCCCCGACUCAGGGGAGGGGGGCGCCGGACCGGGAGGAGGGGAAGGGGCGAUGCUGGAAGCCAUGGCGGAGCCCAGUCCCGAAGAUCCACCUCCGACCCUUAAGCCAGAAACUCAGCCACCAGAGAAAAGACGGAGAACGAUUGAGGAUUUCAACAAAUUCUGCAGUUUUGUCUUGGCAUAUGCUGGUUAUAUCCCCCCCAGCAAAGAGGAAAGUGACUGGCCAGCCUCUGGCUCCAGCUCUCCAUUGCGAGGUGAGAGUGCGGCAGACAGUGAUGGCUGGGACUCAGCCCCCUCAGAUCUCCGAACUAUCCAGACCUUUGUUAAGAAAGCAAAGUCAUCCAAGAGAAGGGCAGCUCAAGCAGGUCCCACCCAGCCAGGACCCCCAAGAUCCACUUUCUCACGUCUGCAGGCCCCUGAUAGUGCCACCCUACUUGAGAAGAUGAAGCUCAAGGACUCUCUCUUUGAUUUAGAUGGGCCUAAAAUGGCAUCUCCACUUUCCCCCACUUCCCUGACACAUGCCUCGCGGCCUCCUGCUGCUCUCACCCCAGUGCCCCUUUCUCAAGGGGACCUCUCCCAGCCACCUCGAAAGAAGGACCGAAAGAACCGAAAGUUGGGGCCAGGAGGGGGGGCUGGCUUUGGGGUGCUUCGGAGGCCUCGGCCAACCCCUGGGGAUGGGGAAAAGAGGUCUCGAAUCAAGAAGAGCAAGAAGCGGAAGUUGAAAAAGGCAGAUCGGGGGGAUAGACUCCCACCUCCUGGGCCUCCCCGGGCACCCCCCAGUGAUACAGACUCUGAGGAGGAGGAGGAGGAAGAAGAGGAGGAAGAGGAGGAAGAGAUGGUAGCAGUGGUAGGGGGUGAAGCCCCAGCCCCUGUGUUGCCGACUCCCCCUGAGGCUCCUAGGCCCCCUGCCACAGUGCACCCUGAAGGAGCCCCUCCCACUGACAGUGAAAGUAAGGAGGUGGGCAGCACUGAAACAAGCCAAGAUGGAGAUGCCAGCUCCAGUGAAGGCGAGAUGCGGGUCAUGGAUGAGGACAUCAUGGUAGAAUCAGGUGAUGACUCAUGGGAUCUGAUCACGUGUUACUGCCGAAAGCCCUUUGCAGGGCGGCCCAUGAUUGAGUGCAGCCUGUGUGGGACGUGGAUCCACCUUUCCUGUGCUAAGAUUAAGAAGACCAAUGUCCCUGACUUCUUUUACUGCCAGAAAUGCAAGGAACUGCGACCAGAAGCACGGCGGUUAGGGGGGCCUCCCAAAUCUGGAGAACCCUGACAAUGCCAUCUCUAGGCUGGAACUUCAAAUGACAAUAUGGUUUGGGAAUUGAGCCUCAGGGUCCUCAGCCUAUCCCCUGGAGCUUGGAUAUUGUCCCACUUCGAGGCAGGAAAUCCCAAGGGAAACUUGUUUGGAAAUGAGUGUCGUGUUCCUACCCUAACCUACCUUCCCAACUUGUGGACUUGAAGUUGGACCCAUUACAAUUGGGAGUGCGAGGCUGUCUGGGUCUGAAACAGUUAAUCUCUGUCUCUUGAUCUGCCACCUCUCAUUUUCUGGGCCAGGGUUGGAAUUGGGAUGGAAUGGGACAGUUGUCUAUAAAACUCUAGUGUAAAUAUAGCACUCCCCUCCCUCA
Messenger RNA from Talpa occidentalis (Iberian mole), 1748 nucleotides. RefSeq names its product PHD finger protein 23 (gene PHF23). Gene Ontology annotation, biological process: negative regulation of autophagosome assembly; negative regulation of autophagosome maturation; positive regulation of protein ubiquitination. The record is from RefSeq and is a predicted model, not a curated record. NCBI's taxonomy places the organism in Eukaryota, Metazoa, Chordata, Mammalia, Eulipotyphla, Talpidae. The transcript has 5 exons. The coding region runs from base 185 to 1396 and encodes 403 amino acids.